GUUUAGUUCAAAUGACAAUGCGAAAAUUGUGAAAACACAAAUCGCUCAUAACCUCAAUAUCAACAGUGCUGGCAGACUCUGUCGAAAUUUUACUAGAUCUGGUGAUUUUUUAUGCUGAUGAUUUUGCCAUACCGACUUAAAAAUCACUAAAUUGUUAUAUAAAAAAGGUAAUUUGGUGAAAAUGAGUAUAUUUGGCACUUUUUUCAAUUCGAAAUUAGUGAAUUGUAUUUAUUGGACUGGCAACGCUGAAUGUGAAGUAAAUGGAAGUGGCUCAAGUUACGGUCAGUGUGGUUGUUUUUUAAAAAUGUGAAAUGUCUCAGUGUCAAGAUAUACAAAACCAGAAAUCGUUUCAAUACUUGUUUGAGGUGGAAACUUUAGCCCAAGACAUUUUAACUGAUAAAGAAAUAAAAUUGGAUUUGUCCAACUCGAGGAAUAAGUUUAGGGAAGCCCUAAGGGCUUUGGAGAGUACCGAGGAUCGAAGGGCUUGGAUCCAAGCCGGCUCUGUUUACAUCGAACGGCCUACUAGUGAAUGCAAGGAAAUUUUAAAAGCAGAAUUUUCAAACGCUGAUAAGGAUAUUUUACAAUUAGAUAAGAGUAUUAAGAAUAAACUCCAUAAAUUAAGGGAUUUAGAGCACGAACCUAGGUUAGAGGGCUUCACCUUGAACCCCAUUUCUUCAGCCGAGGCUAAAGCAUUGCACAAAGCAUUUGGUACUAUAUAACUAUCAGUUAUUUACCAAGUCCGCAAUUAAAUUAUUGUAAAUAAAAACAUUUUUGCAUUU
Tribolium madens (black flour beetle) is the source of this 779-nucleotide messenger RNA. RefSeq names its product p53 and DNA damage-regulated protein 1 (gene Pdrg1). The record is from RefSeq and is a predicted model, not a curated record. The transcript has 3 exons. NCBI's taxonomy places the organism in Eukaryota, Metazoa, Arthropoda, Insecta, Coleoptera, Tenebrionidae. Bases 312 to 719 code for a protein of 135 amino acids.